Molecule: messenger RNA, 2764 nt
Organism: Rhizophagus irregularis DAOM 181602=DAOM 197198
Lineage: Eukaryota; Fungi; Glomeromycota; Glomeromycetes; Glomerales; Glomeraceae
Source: RefSeq, a predicted model, not a curated record
AGAUCGACUUAUUUGCCGAAAAAUUUCAUUCCUCUCACGUUCAUACUAUUUUGAUAAUAUGACAACCCCUUUAAAUCUUUAUUUAUGUUUAGAAGAUUCGCCGAAUUUUCGAAAAGAAUUGUCUGAAAGCGAAAAUUCAAUUUUUGGACUAGAAACUACCAUAAAAAGUCUUGUCAAGUUGACGAGAGCCAGUGUUGAACUUGCUUCAGAAUAUACGGCUAAACAACUUCAAUUCGCUGAGGAACUUGGAAAUUUUGCAAAACGACAACCUGAUUCACUUAUCAAAACAAUCUUAUCAAAAUAUGCAAAUUCAAUUCAAGAGGUUGAAAGAAGUCGAAAAAUUCUUCAAUCGCAUAUGUAUAGCAUGUUCAUUGAACCGUUAGAAGCAUUUGCUAAGAAUGGAAUAAUACCAUUAAAGGAAAUGAAAAAAGUUGCGGAAAAAGCAAGUUAUGAUGCUGAUUCGGCGCUUGCUAAGUAUAUGAGUAAACGACCUCGAGAUACAGGAAUUUCUGAGGCAUCUCUGGAAGUUUCAGAAACUCGUAAAGAAUUUCAUAAUCGAUAUCUCGAUUAUGUAAUAAAAAUAAAUGAAUUGGAAGCAAAGAAAAAAUUUGAAUUUAUGGAAUAUAUUUUGGCUAUAAUGUUUACGGAAUCAUCAUUUUAUCAUCAAAGCUACGAAAUAUUGAAGGAUAUGGAACCUCAUAUGAAAGACGUUACAAGAUUGCUUCAUGAGGCGAGAGCAAAAUUUAAUGAUGAUAUUCAAGAAUCACAACAUUCAAAGAAUUCGAUUAUAGAGAAAGCCAAAGAAACAUAUAAUCCAUUAUAUUCUUAUAAAAAAUCUCCUGAAGACGUAACUUUAGGCGUGAAUUCUUCUAUAGCAAAAUCUGGGUAUCUAUUUAUAAAAGGAAAUCAACGAGUUAUGCAAACAUGGACUCGUAGAUAUUUCUUCAUUUUAGAUGGACAAUUGAAUUAUAUUGAUAGAGGGGGAAGGAUUUCAAAGGACGAUGAUGAGAUGGAAUCGAUAACAUUACGCCUUUGUCAUAUUAAACCUGUUAACAGUACAGAUAGACGCUUUUGUUUUGAGGUAAUAUCUCCAAAUAGAACAUAUGUGUUGCAAGCUGAAAACCAAGAAGAAAUGAGAGAUUGGAUUUAUUGCUUACAAACAACAGCACAAGAUGCAAUAUAUUCUCACCAAAGUACAAUGUUUAACGCAAAUAGUUCAGAUCAGUUUCAAGAUGUAUCAAGAGAUGAACUUGUUAAUAAUCAUGAUCGAAUAAAUAACGAAAGUUUGAAUAGAACAGAGAAAUCUAUGUCCCGGAUAAAAAAUUUGCCGGGAAAUGAUAUUUGCGCUGAUUGUAAAUCAAAAGGUAAAAUAAUCUCAUUCAAACCUUUUUAUUAUAAACUAACAAUGAGGUUUCUCUUUCAUUCUUCAGAUCCACGGUGGGCGAGUACAAAUUUUGGUACUUUACUAUGUAUAGAAUGUUCUGGAAUUCAUCGCAGUUUGGGUGUUCAUGUUAGUAAGGUUAGAUCAUUAAUGUUGGACAAAUGGGAACCGGAGUCACUUGGAGUUAUGCUUAAAUUAGGAAACUCUAAAACAAGUUCAAUAUAUGAAGCAAAACUUGUGGGCAAUAAUGAAAUUAUCAUGAAGAAUCCUUCUUGGGAAAGAUCAGAGAAGGAAAAGUUCAUUAUAGACAAAUAUGUUAGAAAAAUGUUUAUAGUUUCUGAAGAGGACGAAAGUAAUGAUACAGUUGAUUUGGGAUUUUGGAAAGCUAUAUGUGAAUCGGAUCUCUAUGAAGCUUUAAGAUAUUUAUCACUUGGAGCCAAUGUAGAUUGGAAAAACAAAGAGAUAAAUUCCACUACAGCACUACAUCAAGCAAUAUUAAGGAAUGAUGAUGUUUCAGUAGAAUUUUUACUUCAAUGGCUUUGUAAUAUAAAUGAAGCAGAUAAUGAUGGAUGGAGUGGACUUCAUCAUGCCGCAGCAACAAAUAAUUCUAGAUUAUUGUUAACUCUAAUGAAAAGACAUGCUGACAUUAAUUUAAAAGAUAAAAAUGGAAAGAUUCCGGUUGAUAUUGCAGUUGAAUUACAGCAUGUACAAGCUGUAACAGCAUUAAGGUUAUUUAAUUUUGAAAAUGAGUUAACUAGGACACAGUAUUCUACAUUUGGAGUAGAUGAAGCAUUGACAAGUAUUAACAAACCACCAUAUAUUUCACACAGUACUACAUCAAGUAUAGAUUUAAGAUUUCCAGUUACAACAAAAAUAACGAAUAACAAUGAUCAAGAUAAAAGCAUACCUACAUCAUUAUCAUCAUCACCAAUAACUAAAUCAGGUUUAUUAAAUAUGGAUGAUGCUGAACUUAUCAGCAAAAGCAUUAUUGGUGAUGAAUUUUUCAAUAAUAUACAAGAAACAGGAGUUAAUUUUGGAAUUUCCAAUUUAGUUACUUCUAAAUUUUCUUUAGCCUCUUUGAAAUUACCUAAUUUUGGAAAUAUACAAAAAGAAAAUGAAACUGAAGAGGAAAAUAAGUAAUAGACUAAAGUAUAUUUCUAUAAAUAUUAUUUUAUUAAUAGAAUAUUUAUAUUUUAAUAAUACUGUAUUAAUAAUACUUAGCAGAUUGUUAUCAAUUCUUAUUUUUUUUACCUUUUAAUUAUAGUAUUAUAAGAUUUUACUUCUAAUAGAGAUUAUAGUAAAUGUAAGAUAAAAUUUACAAUUAUGUAAAACACUUGAUUUUAUUAUAUAUAAAUAAAUUUAUAAUAGAAUUCUGCUUACUUA